Prorocentrum cordatum is the source of this 479-nucleotide messenger RNA. The record is from the annotation of a GenBank genome assembly. NCBI's taxonomy places the organism in Eukaryota, Dinophyceae, Prorocentrales, Prorocentraceae.
AAAACGCAUACCUCAACCACAGGAGGGUUAGGAAAGAUCAGUCCCUUCGGAUGAUGUCUGGGAAGCCCGAUGCACCACACGACCCCGCCGGCGCCCCACGCGUCCUUCGGGCUCGAGAUCCCUGACGUCCGCCUGGCCCGGCUGACGCGCCAGGCGCUGCUGGCGGCCACCGGAGCGGCGGCGCUGUCCGUGCUCAGCCAGGUCCUGGAGCUCGCCCUGGGGAGCGUUGGGGGCUCUGCCGUCGGCGUGAGCAUCUUCGGCAGCUCGUCGUCGUCCUCCUCCUCCUGGCCCUCCCUAGUCCUGCUCGAUCUCCUCAUCCUCCUCCGCGUUUUCGGUUUGGCGACGGGGCCUUCCAGGCUCCAGGAGCUCGAGGCCCAGUCGGGCCACGAGCUCGUGCGUGUGGACAUCGGACUGUGGUCGUGCAGACGGUGUCGACAGGGCUCUGGUAGGUAGUUUGUGGCGGACUGGUUAGAACGCAC